AGAAGAAGAAGAAGAAGAAGAAGAAGAAUGAAGAGGUGGGAUGACAGUGUUUAACGUUAGUUAAAAUUCUGACCGCUGACAAUAAACGGAUGUAAUAAAAGGAGUCUGCCUGUUAAACCAGUAUUUCCUUGACCCAACAGAAUAGACAUUCCUGGUGAACGUGAGAAGAUGGUUUUGAAAGAAAUUCCCACAGAAAACAUAACUCGCCCUUUGGGCCGGAAUGAGGUCAUAGGUUUACUCUUCCGUCUCACAAUAUUUGGCGCUGUCACCUAUUUUACAAUAAAGUGGAUGGUUGAUGCUAUCGAUCCAACAAGAAAACAAAAGGUUGAGGCACAAAAACAGGCAGAGAAACUCAUGCGGCAAAUUGGAGUGCAGAAUGUGAAGCUUUCUGAAUAUGAGAUGAGCAUUGCAGCUCAUCUUGUGGAUCCGUUGACAAUGCAGAUUACAUGGCAUGACAUUGCUGGUCUGGAUGAAGUCAUUACUGAACUGAAAGACACCGUUAUACUUCCAAUCCAGAAAAGGCAUCUGUUUGAAGGAUCCAGACUUCUUCAGCCACCCAAAGGUGUGUUGCUGUAUGGGCCUCCAGGCUGUGGGAAAACUCUCAUAGCCAAAGCUACUGCCAAAGAGGCUGGUUUCCGUUUCAUCAACCUGCAGCCAUCCACUCUCACAGACAAAUGGUACGGAGAGUCCCAGAAACUGGCUGCAGCCGUGUUUUCACUGGCCAUCAAGCUACAGCCCUCCAUUAUCUUCAUCGAUGAGAUUGAUUCCUUUUUAAGGAAUCGCUCAAGUUCAGAUCAUGAAGCCACGGCUAUGAUGAAGGCUCAGUUCAUGAGCUUAUGGGACGGCCUCGAUACUGACUACAACUGCCAGGUCAUAAUAAUGGGAGCCACCAAUCGGCCACAAGAUCUCGAUUCUGCUAUUCUCCGAAGGAUGCCUACAAGAUUCCACAUCAAUCAGCCUAAUGUCAGGCAGAGGAAGGACAUCCUGAAGCUGAUCUUGGAGAAUGAGAACGUGGAGUCCGCUGUGGAAUUAAGUGAAAUUGCAAAGCAGACUGAUGGGUUUUCUGGAAGUGACCUUAGAGAGAUGUGCCGAGAUGCUGCUCUUCUGUGUGUGCGUGACUUUGUUCACCAAGAAAGUCCAGAGGAAGACUUCAUCCGUCCCAUCAGGCAGGAAGACUUGCAGAGGGCAAUCGAGAAAAUGAAGAAGUCCAAAUCUGCAGGAGUGCAUGAGGCAUUUAUGCAAGUACCACUGGACUAAUCCCGAUGCUGCUGUUUUAAAAAAAA
This is a messenger RNA of Danio rerio (zebrafish), 1283 nucleotides long. RefSeq names its product ATPase family AAA domain containing 1b (gene atad1b). Gene Ontology annotation, molecular function: membrane protein dislocase activity; ATP hydrolysis activity; ATP binding. Gene Ontology annotation, cellular component: postsynaptic membrane; peroxisomal membrane; mitochondrial outer membrane. NCBI's taxonomy places the organism in Eukaryota, Metazoa, Chordata, Actinopteri, Cypriniformes, Danionidae. The record is from RefSeq and is marked provisional. Gene Ontology annotation, biological process: anatomical structure morphogenesis.